This is a messenger RNA of Paramormyrops kingsleyae, 4726 nucleotides long. RefSeq lists its product as uncharacterized. The record is from RefSeq and is a predicted model, not a curated record. Gene Ontology annotation, cellular component: plasma membrane; membrane raft. Gene Ontology annotation, biological process: intracellular signal transduction; T cell receptor signaling pathway; B cell receptor signaling pathway. Lineage: Eukaryota; Metazoa; Chordata; Actinopteri; Osteoglossiformes; Mormyridae.
UAAAAAUACAGUUUUAUGGGUACGUCCAUGUAAUGCACGUGAUGUCAAAAGAUUAUCUAAGGAGAUAAACACGACGAUGACGAUGCUCAGUUUUGUCCGUUUAUGGGUCAUUAAUUAAAGACUAUUCGACAGUUCACCCAUAUUGCCGCUAGAGGGGGUCAGGAUGCGUUUAGCCAAGUGGCGACGGAAACCAGCCCAGAAGAGGCGAGGGGCGAGUCUCGGGUCUUUGCAUUACACAGGGAGGCGUGCGGGAGCAUGCAGCAGCGGCAGGGAGGCGGCACACCAAGACCGCUGCCAUGCGUGCAUGCACGCUACUGUCGCCGCGCAUGAACUGCAGUGGCUUUCGCAACUACUUUGCAAUUACUGAGAGCGAUGAGGAUGGUGAGAUCAGAGCGGAACGACAAGUCAAGCACAGAAAAUGAACCGCGUGCGGCGGGACUCCGCUCUUCUUGAACCCUGAAGAACCUUUAAGUGGUGUGGAGCAACCCCUCUGGCUGAGUAGGAUCCUCCCUUUCUCCACCUUCUCCUCCACCUUCUCCUCCACCUUCAGCUCCACCCAGCACAUGGCCUCCAUGCCGGGCGAACCCACAUCCUCCUUCACCAAGGUGCUGCUCCUGGGGGCCAUCGCCGCCGCCUCCGCCUUCGUGGUGACCGUCCUCGUCCUGCUGCUCUGCAUGGGUUGCCAGAGGAAUAGGAGGAGAAGGAAACUGCAGGCAGAUGGAGAACGAUACAGCCUGGUGAACGCGCAGGGGGCGCUGCGGCAGUCAAAGCUGCGUUCCUUCAGCAAGUCCGACACAAGGCUGCAUGAAAUGAGCCGACUGACCUGCAAUGGUGGCGGCACCACAAAGCACCGGCCAGCGAGCAUGGACCUCCUAUACAUGUCCAGUCGGAGGUCCAACACGGACCUGCGCUUGACCCACCCCCGGCAGCUGCCAAAGGCGCCCUCUGGUGGUGUGGAGGACCACGAGCACACAUACUCGGAGGUGGGCCGGCGUGCCUCGCCUUUCCGCGGCCUUGAUGACGGCCUGUACGAGAGUGUGGGGGGCAUGGCUGGUGAGCCAGAGGGCCAGAGCCCCGCCCACGCGCUGGCCGGAGAUCCCGGCCCCCCUGACAUGGCGGCAGCGCCGCAGGACCCCGUGAUGGCUGAAUACGCCUCCAUCCGGAAGGUUAGGAAGGCGGACAGGAGUCCGCGCAGGGAGGGUGGAGCCCGGUCCCAACAGGCCCCGCCUCCGCCAGACAUGCGCAGCCACGAGGCACCCAGGAAAAACACGGAGCCCUUCCGCAUUCACUCGUUCCGGAAGGAGACGGUGUUCAUGGGAAACGGGGAGGAGUACAUCUGGAAACCCCCGGAAGAAGACGACAUGGCAGUGCCACAGCGCCACCUGGCGGCCAGCACCGUGAGCCCUCCUGCCGAGAGCGACAGGGAGCACUCCCUGGAGAUAUCGGAGAUGUACUCCAAAGUGUGCAAGCCAAACAAGAAGAAGUGGGCGCAAACAUCUCCCCCGGACACGGAGGAGAGCAACGGGCAACGAAACCGACCUUGGUCUUCAGGGGGCGAGGAGGGAGAGAUGGGCCACAGCGCGGCGAAUGGCCAGGAUUGGGUGGGAGGCGGAGGAGGAGGAGGAGGGCAUGAGGAAGGUGGUGGAGAGGAAUGCAACGUGACUGACUCCUGCUAUGAGUCCGUCGGCGAGAAGACCUGGCCCCAGGAUGGGGAGGAGACAGAACCAGCAUACGAAACUAUCGACGGUAACUGGAAAGGAGAGGGGCCGAACGGCGCUGCGGCGAGAUCAAAGAAGAGGUCUCCACGACAGCAGAAGCGGCCGCCCAACCGGGCAGCGCCUGGAGAACACUUCUAUGAGAGCAUCAGCGACGUGAGGGAAGGCCUGAGCACCUCCAGCACCACGACCAUCUUCACGUUUAACGACGGCAUGGAGAUGUACGUCACUGGGCUCUAGCAGCUGACUGCUCCCCCCCCCUUCCUGGAUAAAGUCAGAUCUACUGCCUGGAACUCCUGGUCUCCCACCUUGACUCAGUCAUCCUUAAAGACAUUGGACCGCAGCUCCUGUGCUGUUAUCAUAACUUGUUUCAUCUCACUUAAUUCAUAAUUGAGCGUAAUGGAUUGCAAAAGUUAGCAGAAGGGUGACUGCAGUUCGUUAUCCAGAUGGGCCAAGUUACGACCGAGCGCUUAUCUGAUGUGCAAUGGGGGACAGUGUAUUUCUCUAUUUAUUCUUGCAUAACUGAUGCUGAAGGUUAUGCUCACAUGUGGCCCUCAAUUCAGAAUCUUCCUUUUAUAUGCAGUAUAUGUAAAAAAAAAACAGAUUUGAUUUGCAUCAGCUGUACAGUUGUUGAUGUAGCCGCAGAAUAUCUCAGUGGCUGUUUUCGUGUCGUAACUGCUUCGACCUGAUCCUCAGCCUGGUUUAGAUGCUCCACUUCAGAUGGCUUCCCAUCAUGCUCUUGUUCUUCACAUGCUCAUGGGGGUUUUACUUACACAAAAAUGUUCUGAGGGCAGAAGGAAAAAUUAUUGAUUCAGAGAGAGAACCAAUCAGAUUGAGGAAGUGGGUCCAAGCAACUAGAUCAGGCAGGAUCAAACCAACCAGAGGUUUUGGUCCCGCCUCCUCUAUAAGCUGAUUGGUUACCUCUAUGAACCAAUCAUUUUUUCCUUCUACCCUCAGAACAUUUUUGAGCAAGUAAAACUGCCACGAGUUCUUCACACACCAACUGAAUCCCAGGAAAUCAAUCCCUCUCUGAACGGCCUGCAGAAACGCAGUUGAUCAUUUCACUAAUCUUUCCAUCCUUUUAUGGUUUUUGACUUCAUUCAGAAAGAUCUUCUCUUCAGGGCUGCGCACAUUUUUUCGUGGCAGCAUGGAUCUGCACGAUCCUGGCAGAGUGGGCUUCGCUUUGCUCCAGCUCUCCGCGGCAUGUCGCCUUCGCUUAGGAAGGCUCGUCAGGAUGAAGGAGGAACUCAUUACUGCACCCAGUUAAUGUGUCCUUUCUCAUGCACAUACUUAGCAGUCAGCUUUACGAGCACGAAUGUUCCUCGGGGGUUACGCUUAGGUUGUCCAAAAUGCAGCUAAACGGCUCGAUGACAUAAUUACAACAGCGGCACCGCUCCAUUCCAGCACUCCGGUCCACGGUUUCUGGGUUCUGGUAUCGGUGGAGAGAGGGAUCCAAAGAAAACAGAGUAACGAGCACAAAAUUACCAGCCAGCGUCUUUGGAAACUUGCCUCUCUCGCUCUCUGGUUCAGUCCUCGGUCUUUUGUAAAUAAGCGCUUCCGCGUGCAGCUUGGGAAAUGUGAUUUAUAGCAUUUAGUAUUAUAGGCAUAAUAAAGUCUGAAUCAGAGGACGAAGGGAGAAAAUUGCUCGGGGGAUGGGACACAAUGCUGUAUUAUUAAGAGUAAACGUUAUCCUCGUACUUAAUAUAAAUAAAAUUUAACAUCUGACCAGGACCAGUCAAAGUUUACCAAUAAGCACCCCCCCUCACAGAAUCUGGGUGUGACUUAGAGACUGAAAAUCACUGCUUUGCCUAAUUGUCUUACACUGUAAAUGACUUCUAAUGCGGGGUGUACGCUUAGAGGUGUACACAAAAAAAUCUUAAAACCUGAGAAUAUAUUGUGUUUUUUGCUGCAGUAAUAUUUAUCAUAUAAGGAAACAAAAAGAAAUCAAUGUAAUUUGUAUUUCUGGAUCGGCCUGCUUGGCAACAGGGAAAGAAGGCAGUUCAACAUUGACCUGUUCUGCCCAGAUACAGAACGGCAUUUAUAAGAGCCGGACUGGAUAAACUAAUCGCGGACCAAGCGGCUGUGUUCACUCCCUCCGCGCGUCGCGGCAGGAUAAAUGAGAAGCGGGCCGAACUGGGGAGCGUGAGAACUGGCGCCGCCGACACACAAUUAAGAAGCGUCCUUGGGAGACGCUGUCUGGCGGAGUCAGGCCGUCUCUUCACCGCCCACCUCGGUGCGUUGGUGCCCGAUCGCGGUGCGCCGACCACAAACCCGCACUGUACUGUACGAUUUUGGUGGGGUGGGGGUCCGAAGACCCCUUUCAACUGCAACAGCAAAAACAUAAAAUCAAGUGACAUAAGACUGCCGUGUAGCCGUGCGGGUGAAGCGUUUCAAGGCAACUCAAAGAUUGCUUCACAGUAAGCACUGUUACUAUUUUAAGACCAGCAACAAUGAUUAGCCACAGAAAAAUGAAGGUCGUCAAUUGUCUGAAGUUGAUAACCAGGAAAUGAAAGCACCAUGAUAUUAAAAACUGAUUUGGGGAACUAAAACAAUAUGGUGCUAAUUAUAGACAACAGUGGUCACCAAUUCAUUUAUACCCGCGACUCAUUUUGCUUUACUGUACGUUUAUGUAAGACACUUCAAAAGAGAAGGAUGUCAAAAAUGUUUAACCAGCUAUCAAAUAUUUGGUUGUUUUGGAUAGUCAUUUUGGCUGCCUGGAUUGCAAAUAUGAUAACGUGCAUUUUGAUGGUGAACAAGACCACUUAAGUUUUCCUGUCGUUACGGUAAUAUUCUGUGUACUAAUACAGAUGAAAACCCCGCUGAAUUCGGUGUGGGUCCUACUGUGUUUUGUGUCUGCAAAACGGUAACACGUGUUGUAAAUUAUCCCAAAGCUGUAUAACUAUGUGCCCAUUUAAAAAAAAUAAGAUUGUAACUUUUUAUAUCAGAAUUAUUAUUCAAAAAAUGUUAUCCGAAAUUUUUACUUUUGUAAUAAACCAGCACCUUAAACGUUU